Cannabis sativa is the source of this 1767-nucleotide messenger RNA. RefSeq lists its product as uncharacterized. Bases 1 to 1767 code for a protein of 588 amino acids. NCBI's taxonomy places the organism in Eukaryota, Viridiplantae, Streptophyta, Magnoliopsida, Rosales, Cannabaceae. Gene Ontology annotation, molecular function: RNA-DNA hybrid ribonuclease activity; nucleic acid binding. The record is from RefSeq and is a predicted model, not a curated record. The transcript has 7 exons.
AUGGAAAGUGAUGCGAGAUGGGUCCAUCACCCGCAUUCUGGCGCAUUGGUCAUUGUCGCCAAUAUUGGCAGAGAUAACGUCCACCGUAUACUCGUGGACAACGGAAGUUCAGUGAAUCUCUUGAACUUCCAAGCCUUUAAACAAAUGGGGUUGCAUGAGAAGGAUCUGGGACCUGUUACGUCGAUUAAGCUUGCAGAGAAGAAAUCGGUUAAUGUCAUCUAUCUGUUAGAGGCACCACUUCCUCGCCAGGAGGUCCUUAGGAUAGAAGAAGUGCCGCAUAAAGACGGACCCGAUUUGGAUCCUAGGAUCCUCGAUUAUGCCGCAACCACCCAAGCCGCGAAAGAAACUAUUAAGGUCAUGAACUUCUCAGCUUCAUGGACGCAUACUUGGGAUACAAUCAAAUCUCGAUGUAUGAACCAGAUCAGGAACAUACCUCGUUCAUUACAGAUUGAGAUUUGCUCAGGAAUACGAUGGAAGUGGAAAUGCCUCAGAUUCAUGGUUAAUCAGCGAGGAAUAGAGGCAAAUCCUGCGAAGAUCAAUGCAUUAGUUGAAAUGCGAUCACCGACUAAGCCAAAAGAAGUCCAAAGUCUCACAGGUAAAGUCGCCGCUCUAAACCGUUUUAUAUCGCGAUCCUCUGAUAAAUGCAAGGAGUUUUUUCAGAUUCUAAAAGGCAAUAAAAAGUUCCAAUGGACCGAGAAAUGUGAAGAGGCUUUUCAAGCAUUAAAAACGCAUUUGGGGCAGCCCCCAAUCCUAUCAAAACCCAUGUCCGAUGAAGUCUUAUCCAUUUACCUGGCGGUGUUAGAAUAUGCGAUUAGUUCGGUAUUAAUCCUCGAAGAUCAAGGACAGCAGUACCUGGUGUACUAUGUCAGUAAACGCCUGUUGGACGCUGAGACCCGCUAUCCUCAAAUGGAAAAAUUAGCGUUCGCCCUGGUAUUAUCGUCGAGAAAGCUGCGACCUAAUUUUCAGGCCCAUAGCAUUGAAGUUUUAACAAACUACCCUUUGAGGCAAGUCUUAGCAAAACCAGAGACAUCAGGGAGAUUGUUGAAAUGGUCGGUAGAGUUAAGCCAGUUCGACAUCGAAUACAAACCGAGAACUGCGAUUAAGGGGCAAGCCUUGGCGGAUUUCAUUGUCGAGUUUCCAAGUACUAAAGUGGCACUCAUAAAUGACAAGAUCGACACUGCUAUACCAAAUGGACAAGGAUGGACGUUGUACGUCGAUGGGGCUUCUAAUAGCGAAGCCGAGUAUGAGGCUUUAAUCGUAGGAUUGAAGCUCGCUCUCGAGAUGAGAAUCGAAUACUUACAGGCUUUCAGCGACUCCCAAAUCGUCGUAUGUCAGAAAUUCAAGAAAGUAGUUGUGUCCCGAGUACCGCGUGCUCAUAACUCACACGCAGACGCAUUGGCCUGCUUGGCCUCGACUGGAGAAGCUGAAUUACUCGAUGUAAUUCGUGUUGACGUAUUGGCUUACCCGACAGUAAGUCCAGAAGAAGUAAUGGAAAAAGAUAUUGCCCAAGAAGUCACCUGGAUGACUCCAAUAAUCGCCUAUUUGGAGAAGAGUAACUUGCCCGAUGACAAAAUGGAAGCGAGAAAACUACGGCAGCGGGCUGCCCUAUAUGUCAUCUAUGAUGGAAGAUUAUAUCGUAGAAGCUUCAGUCAGCCGCUACUCAAAUGUAUUGACGGGGAAGAUUGUGACUACAUACUCCGUUUGGUGCACGGGGGUAUCUGUGGGAAUCAUACUGGUGGUAAUUCCCUUGCCCUAAAAAUCAUGUGA